UCGUGUCGUUACAGACGCAGUCUUAAAGCGGCGUGCGCGCGAGUGGACGGCAGUGAUGGCGCGCCUAUUGCUAUUGGUGUUCGUUGUCGCCGUGUGCUCAGGCCAAGAUGGCAUCACACCAAAACCAAAAAAAGUUCUCGAUACCAUCAUGAACCCAGCCUACAUUCCGGCCGAAGAAAAGCAUGGUUCCUACUGGAAAAAAGCAGCUAAGAGUACCAUCAAAGCUAAAAUAGCAGAAACACUGAAUACCAAUAAAGCUCAUAAUGGAAUACUGUUCGUUGGUGAUGGGAUGUCCCUGGCUACUGUCAUGGCGGCGAGGACGUUUGGUGGGCAACUGAAUAACGGGCUGGGAGAGGAAAACGUUUUGGAGUUCGAGAGAUUUCCUGUUACUGGAUUGGCUAAGACUUAUUGUCUCGACGCUCAAGUCCCGGACUCUGCUUGCACCGCCACAUCUUACCUCACUGGCGUAAAGACGAAGUACGGAGUCAUUGGGCUUGAUGGCAACGUCACGAGGGCCGCCUGCAGCCCACAGCUUCAUAAGGGCAACUGGGCUACAUCUAUUGGGGAGUGGGCAUUGGAGCAAGGGUUGGAUGUUGGUCUAGUAACUACGACGCGUAUAACCCACGCCUCCCCGGCGGGAAUGUACGCUCACACGUCGGAACGUAACUGGGAGUGCGACGCGGACGUUCCCGAUGAAUGCCUUCAGCUCGGCUGUCGGGAUAUAGCGCACCAGCUGGUUAUGAACAAUCCGGGACGGCAGUUUAAGGUAAUAAUGGGCGGAGGCCGACGCGAGCUCCAACCCAAAAUACAGAACCCAUUGGUGAACAGUACCGGUAGGCGGUUAGAUGGACUGGACCUCACGGAGUUGUGGCAUAUCGACAAGACGGAGAAGAACGUGACGCACCAAUACGUUACUGAUAGGAGCGAGCUCGUGAAGGUGUCAAACUCCGAAGAUCUACCCGAAUACCUGCUCGGACUCUUCCAAGACGACCACAUGUCCUACCACCUUGAGGCCGAGAACCAGCCCACGCUGGAGGAAAUGGUCGAGGUGGCCAUCAAAAUGCUGAGCAGGAGUCCCAGAGGAUACUUCUUGUUUGUUGAAGGUGGAAGAAUAGAUCACGCACACCACGACAGCCUCGCGCACCUCGCCCUCGACGAAACCUUGGAAUACUCCAAAGCGGUCAAGAAAGCCAAAGACCUGACCGACCCUGAAGAAACCCUGAUCGUCGUGACCUCUGACCACGCCCAUACUAUGACUGUAGCUGGCUACCCUUCUAGGGGUAAUGAUAUACUAGGGGCUGUGGAUACGGCGACUGGGGAUGAUGGGAAGCCAUAUACGACGAUUAGUUAUGCUAACGGGAUGGGGAAGUCGAUUGGGGAUGAUGGGAAGAGGGUGGAUGUAACUUUGCACCAGGCGUUUAUGGCACGUGACGUCAGCUACGCAUACCCCGGCCUUGUCCCACUCGACUCCGAAACCCACGGAGGCGAGGAUGUAGCGGUUUUCGCACGAGGGCCGUGGCAACACCUCUUCACGGCCAGCUACGAGCAAAACGUAGUCCCACACCUCAUGGCUUACGCCAUGUGUUUAUCAGAAGACCAGCAUGAGAACUGCAGGUUAAAGACAAGGUUUGGACGGUUAUACCCGUCUGGCGCGGUGGUGAAUAGACCUAGUUUGGUUAGUUUAAGUAUUUUGGCUGUGAUUGUUAGUGUUAAGUAUUUAUACUAUUUAUAGUUUAGAUUUAAGGUGUUUACGAGUAGUUCUUGUGUUUUGAGGUUAUGCUGUUGUUUGCCUUUCUAUUUAAGAAA
Molecule: messenger RNA, 1806 nt
Organism: Cydia strobilella
Lineage: Eukaryota; Metazoa; Arthropoda; Insecta; Lepidoptera; Tortricidae
Product: membrane-bound alkaline phosphatase-like
Exons: 8
Coding region: 56-1732 (558 amino acids)
Biological process (GO): dephosphorylation
Molecular function (GO): alkaline phosphatase activity
Source: RefSeq, a predicted model, not a curated record